CAGAAUCAAACGCUGCCCCAUCAUUUGCUACAUAGACCUUAGUCAUGUUCCAACAUUAGUUCAUGUAAAAAAUAUUUCAGAGUUUGCGGUAGAGGUUGAGUGAAAGAAACAAAAUAAAGAACGAGAAAGUCUUGCAGACCAGAACAUCAUCAGAUGGCGCAAGCGACUAGAUUUACUGAGGGGUAUCGGUUUUCCUAUUAUGCUCCUUAUCAUCUGUUCGCUGCUUUUCUCAUUUUGGCAACCUUGAAUACUCGAGAAGUCACGAGUGGAUCAAUUAUCUCAUUGAAUGCCUCAACGGAUACAAUAAAGGAUGGUGUUCUCAUUCCUCACACAAAAAGCCAAGACCGCUAUGAGCCCUACUAUAUAGGCAUGACAAGUCCAUUGGAAGACUCCGAUUUGGAAUAUUCUCUGGACUAUUACAGUGAAAAGGCUCAAAUGAAGGAGUACGACUUUGAUAGUACAGAAAUUGUAAAAAAACUCGCUGACUCCGCAAUGGCUCACGAUACACCCCCAAACCAAUUUAUGGAGGAAAUCCAUGAUCUGAUCAGUUUACAGAAUCGAUCUAGCAACGAACCGGAUGAGAACACCGCUCGUGACGAGCUUCCAUUAGGGGUUAGUGACACUCUCUUCAAGCGUGUGACUGAGGGCUGGAAGAACGAGCUGAAACGUCUGGAAAAGAAAUACAACGUAAGCUCAGAAUGCGCUAGUUCAGACUCCGUUACAGCAACCAGACUUAAUCUCAUGUUUCCUCAUUACCUCAACUUUGGUCAAAAACCUCUGGCGGCUCCGUCCGAAAUUAGUUUGAAUAUGAAUGGAGGAAGCACUUAUGAUCCUUUCGGUUAUACUACAACAGACAGUUACAACUCAUACUACAAGAGGAGAUCUCCAUCAACCACCCCUAGGUACAACAGUUACAGCACCGAAUACAAAAUACCGGCGAUUUUUAAACGGCCGGAGUUUGGCGGGUUGAUCCCAAGAUUUCUAGACCUGGACCAGAAAAUACUCAUAGGCUUACAUUUGUACGCGAUGUACGGGAAUGACCAGAAUGAUGCGAUGCCGUUCAGAACCAAAUGCGUGAUGCUAAGACGGAGAAUGGAGAAGUGUGUGCUAUCGGACAAGCGAAGGAACAGGUUCUUGUUGAACAAUGGCAUUUUCAACUCCUCUAACCAGUCAUCACUGCAUACUGCAUACCUAAAUCUUCCGGCAGAUUUUACUCGUAAGAUAGAAUGGGAUCUUUUCGAUCUUUCAGAAAACUCUGGAGUGUAAUAAUACAUCAAAUACCAGAUUAAUUGUAUCAAACGAGUUUUAAAAAGUUGCUUUUGAGCACUUGCAAAAAUGUCAAAUUACAAAGACAUCUGUGAGCGGAGAUGAUGUGUAACACGCUGCUAUCACAAAACUUGCGCACUUGAAACUUUUAAUCGAACGACGGAUUAUUUGAUGUGACCUUGCCGUGGCGGUCUGUUCACAUCGUGCUCGCUUUAAUUCGGUUUCUCUCCUGCUUUUUUUAAACACUAAUUCAUACUCGUGCAACUUAGUGAUUUGCGUAAAAAUACACCGUGCAAAGUACGCAUUUGCUCUGAUUUCGUGAAUGUGGAUUCUUAUGUAAUAAACGAUCGAUUUUACAAUG
Bemisia tabaci is the source of this 1627-nucleotide messenger RNA. RefSeq lists its product as uncharacterized. The record is from RefSeq and is a predicted model, not a curated record. Lineage: Eukaryota; Metazoa; Arthropoda; Insecta; Hemiptera; Aleyrodidae.